Molecule: messenger RNA, 1620 nt
Organism: Lepus europaeus (European hare)
Lineage: Eukaryota; Metazoa; Chordata; Mammalia; Lagomorpha; Leporidae
Gene: SHISA7
Product: shisa family member 7
Biological process (GO): regulation of AMPA receptor activity; regulation of short-term neuronal synaptic plasticity
Cellular component (GO): AMPA glutamate receptor complex; postsynaptic membrane; dendritic spine membrane
Source: RefSeq, a predicted model, not a curated record
AUGCCGGCCCUGAUGCUCCUCGGGACCCUGGUGCUCCUGGCCUCCGCCGCCGGCCAGGCCGGGGCGCGCCCGUCCAACGGCACGAGCCCCGCGCCGCCGGGCCCGCUGCCCGCGCUGCUGGCGCACCUGCGGCGCCUGACCGGGGCGCUGACGGGCGGCGGGGCCGCGGCGGGCGCCAACGGCACGAGGAGCAGCCCCGCGGGCGGCCCGGGCGCGGCGGCCCGCGCGCCCCCUCCGGCCGAGCUGUGCCACGGCUACUACGACGUCAUGGGCCAGUACGACGCCACCUUCAACUGCAGCACCGGCUCCUACCGCUUCUGCUGCGGCACCUGCCACUACCGCUUCUGCUGUGAGCACCGCCACAUGCGCCUGGCGCAGGCCUCCUGCUCCAACUACGACACGCCGCGCUGGGCCACCACGCCGCCGCCGCUGGCCGGGGGCGCGGGCGGCGCCGGGGGCGCGGGCGGGGGGCCGGGGCCCGGCCAGGCCGGCUGGCUGGAAGGGGGCCGCACCGGGGGCGCGGGCGUGCGCGGGGGCGAGGGCCCCGGCGGCAGCACGGCCUACGUGGUGUGCGGGGUCAUCAGCUUCGCCCUGGCCGUGGGCGUCGGCGCCAAAGUGGCCUUCAGCAAGGCGUCGCGUGCGCCCAGGGCGCACCGGGAGAUCAACGUGCCCAGGGCGCUGGUGGACAUCCUGAGGCACCAGGCGGGGCCCGGGGCCCGCCCGGACCGGGCCCGAAGCAGCUCCCUGACCCCGGGAAUCGGGGUUCCCGACAGCAUGCCCCCCAGGACGCCCAAGAACCUCUACAACACCGUGAAGCCCUCCAACCUCGACUGGCGGGCUGUGCCUCCGCCCAGCCCCUCCUUGCACUAUUCCACGCUGUCCUGCUCCCGCUCCUUCCACAACCUGUCGCAUCUGCCCCCGUCCUACGAGGCGGCCGUGAAGUCGGAGCUGAGCCGCUACUCCUCGCUCAAGAGGCUGGCCGAGAAGGACCUGGACGAGGCCUACCUGAAGCGCCGGCACUUGGCGGAGGCGCCCCGCGGGACGCUGCCGCUGCACGCCCUCCGACGGCCCGGCACCGGGGGCGGCUACCGCACGGACGGCUGGGGCGGCCCCGAGGAGCUGGGCCUGGCGCCCGCGCCCAACCCGCGGCGCGUCAUGUCCCAGGAGCACCUGCUGGGCGACGGCCGCGGCUCGCGCUACGAGUUCACGCUGCCGCGCGCGCGCCUCGUGUCGCAGGAGCACCUGCUGCUGUCCUCGCCGGAGGCCCUGCGCCAGAGCCGCGAGCACCUGCUGUCGCCCCCGCGCAGCCCCGCGCUGCCCCCCGAGCCCACCGCCCGCGCCAGCCUGGCCGCCUCGCACUCCAACCUGCUCCUGGGGCCCGGGGGGCCCCCCACGCCGCUGCACGGGCUGCCGCCGCCGGGCCUGCACGCCCACCACCACCACGCGCUGCACGGCUCGCCGCAGCCGGCCUGGAUGGCGGACGCCGGCGGGGGCGGGGGCACGCUGGCCCGCAGGCCGCCCUUCCAGCGCCAGGGCACCCUGGAGCAGCUGCAGUUCAUCCCCGCCCACCACCUGCCCCAGCACCUGCGCACGGCCAGCAAGAACGAGGUGACGGUCUGA